This is a messenger RNA of Ostrea edulis (European flat oyster), 4041 nucleotides long. Its product is annotated as sodium bicarbonate cotransporter 3-like. Gene Ontology annotation, molecular function: solute:inorganic anion antiporter activity; sodium:bicarbonate symporter activity; monoatomic anion transmembrane transporter activity. Gene Ontology annotation, cellular component: plasma membrane. The transcript has 23 exons. Bases 289 to 3618 code for a protein of 1109 amino acids. The record is from RefSeq and is a predicted model, not a curated record. Gene Ontology annotation, biological process: monoatomic anion transport; bicarbonate transport; transmembrane transport. NCBI's taxonomy places the organism in Eukaryota, Metazoa, Mollusca, Bivalvia, Ostreida, Ostreidae.
GUUCAUCAAGUUCUCUCUGGUCUUCAUGAAAUAUGACAAGACUAUUUAUACCGUGACAAGAGUCCACGUCACUAAAGACGAGAGGCAAUAUUUCCUUUAUAACACAUUAGUUCUUACGACGCAGGUCCUUUCCGAUUCUACCUGUAGACUGCACAGGAUCGGGCACGGGGAGCGCUAAGCGUUUUCCGGAAAGGAAACCCUCAUUUCUUGCCUUUCUACCUCGGACGGCAGAAAUUGAAGUUGACAGCGAUUUGAGACCUUGUAUUGGUUAAAUCUGGUGACGUCACUAUGACGGAUUCCAACACGGAGGAGACAGUGAGGGAUUAUGGAUUGAGUCGGAAUUUCAGUAGCGAUAACUUCAACACCGAAGCUAGCGAUGCUCAUCGUCAGAUGAUUGGAGUGAGGUUGCCAAGGAGACAACAACGUCCUGGCCGAUCUUCCAGUUCUAGACGACACAGGGAACAAAAUGGCUACCCCAAAAACUCCGACACUUCCAAUUCGAAUGUUCCCGAGGUUACAACAGGGCUUCCGGCUUCCAUGUCGCCAAGUGAACACAUCCAACAACUUAUUGGCGAGAAUGAGGAGAGCCACUUCGUCUUUUGUCAGAUGGACACCCUUUAUACUGCCCUCAAUGAGUACCAAUGGAGAGAAACAGCAAGGUGGGUGAAAUACGAGGAAGAUGUAGAAGAUGGAGGAGAGCGUUGGUCUAAACCACACGUUGCCUCACUUUCGCUACAUUCUCUGUUCGAGCUCCGGUCUUCCCUAUUAAUGGGGGCCGUGAUGCUGGACAUGGACGCCUUUCACAUCACCCAGGUUGCUGACCUCAUAAUCGAUCAACUGAUCAAUGCCAAACUUCUCGAAAGCAACCUUCGUGACAACGUUAGGGCGGCAAUCAUAGCAAACCACGCCCAUCAACACCAAAAGCGCAGGCGCAGCAUGAUGCCAACAGAACAUGAAUCAAUGGCGGACUUCCGAAAGCGUUCCAUGAAGAGAAACUUUUCUAGUCAAAUGUCUUUCAGAUCUCGCGACAGCGCAGCAAAAUUAAACAGAAAUCCAACUAGUGUUCCUGAAAAUAUUGGUGAAAUGUUAAACGAAUCUGCGUCUAGUGCAAAGUUGAAUCAACAGUUUAUGAAAAAGAUCCCUGAUGGCGCAGAAGCUGCUAAUAUUUUGGUGGGAGAGUUGGAUUGUCUGAAGUACCAAAUCACAGCCUUUGUAAGAUUGACCGAAGCUAGGUCUAUAGGGGACAUGACUGAGGUCCCUCUACCUACAAGGUUCAUCUUUCUCCUCUUGGGACCUCCUGGAAGCCAAAACAAAAAUGUAGAGAUGGGACGUUCCAUGUCUACCCUCAUGGUCGAUGAGGUGUUUAGGGAAGUAGCAUUCCGAGCUAAAAACAGGCAAGAUAUUCUGUCAGGAAUUGACGAGUUUCUGGACCAGGUCACGGUUUUACCUCCUGGGGAAUGGGACCCCAAAAUCAGAAUAGAACCCCCUGAUAAAGUACCAUCUCAGGAUCCGCGAAAACAAAAUGCCAGGGUGCCCGAGGGUCCGAAAGUAGCAGCAGAACAAGUUGAAGAGGAAGAAUGUCAUGCUGACCCGACAUUACAGAGAACCGGAAGACUCUUUGGAGGGUUGAUAGAAGACGUCAAACGAAAGAUCCCGUGGUACGCCAGCGACUUUAAGGACUGCCUACAUAUCCAGUGUGUGGCUUCCACCCUCUAUCUCUACCUGGCUACUCUAACACCUAACGUUACAUUCGGAGGUCUUCUAGGAUUGGCAACAAACCAAUACAUGGGCACCAUGGAAUGCAUUCUGACAGCAGCUAUCGUCGGUAUUCUCUUUGCUCUCUUCGCUGGUCAACCACUUAACAUCCUUGGUAGUACUGGUCCAAUGUUGGUUUUGGAAAUGAUAGUCUACAGUUUUUGUAUGGAUCAAGGAUGGGAUUAUAUGCCUGUCCGAGCAUGGACAGGUAUAUGGACAACGGUUAUCAUCAUGCUUGUAGUGGCCUUUGACCUUAGUGCUCUCGUACGGUACAUCACGAGAUUUACGGAGGAAAGUUUUGCAUGCUUGAUUGCCAUUAUCUUCAUUUACGAAGCUAUCAAAAAAGUCAUUGGAAUCACGAAGUUAUAUCCCGUUAAUCUCAGCCCGGAAGACGAGUUUCAUUUUAACUGCUCGUGCAUACUAACGCCUCCAGAUAACGCUACGUACUUUAAUACCACUGAUCUUGCACUUGGAGCUGGUCCUGCAUACGCUGUACAAGAGGCCACAACAAUGAGUUUCAUGAACUCUACCUCCAUGGACUACGCUUCCUUGAGCGAGGAGAUGUGCAAGCUAUACAACGGCACCAUGGUCGGACCUGACUGUGCCUCCCACCCAUACGUUGCUGACGUUUUCUUCCUAUCCAUCAUUCUGUUCUUCGGUACCUACUUCCUUGCUACAAGUCUGAAAGAAUUUAAGACCAGUGGAUAUUUUCCAACCUUUGUUCGUCAAAUAGUUAGCGAUUUUGCUGUCCUGAUUGCCAUCAUCGUUAUGGUUGGCCUUGACAUUGCCAUAGGAAUUGGCACUCCCAAGUUAGAAGUACCAGAAAAAUUUUCUCCUACCAAACCAGGACGUUCUUGGUUCAUCAAUCCUAUCAGUGACAAAAACCCGUGGUGGGUCAUCCUAGUCGCAAUCGUUCCCGCGUUUCUAUCCACUAUUUUGAUUUUCCUUGAUCAGCAGAUCACAGCGGUCAUUGUCAACAGGAAAGAGAACAAACUAAAGAAAGGCAAUGGCUACCACUUGGAUAUGUUUGUGGUUGGUGUGUGCGUGUUGAUUUGCUCCCUCUUUGGUCUUCCCUGGUACGUCGCUGCCACCGUGUCUGCUCUGGCCCACAUCAUGAGUUUGAAAAAAGAAUCUGAAAGCACUGCUCCCGGAGAAAAACCCGUUUUCUUGGGAUGCAGAGAACAGCGUGUGACAGCUUUGGUUGUCGGUAUUCUAAGCGGUCUUUCUGUCUUCAUGACCAAAAUUCUGAAGGUUAUCCCUAUGCCUGUUCUGUACGGAGUAUUCAUGUACAUGGGUGUUGCUGCAUUAAAAGGAAUGCAGUUCGUAGACCGUAUAGCUCUUAUUGCAAUGCCCAAGAAGUACCAGCCUGACCAUAUGUACCUUCGUCACGUUCCAAUCAAGCGUGUCCAUCUCUUCACCUUGUUUCAAAUAGUAUCUCUUGCCGUUCUGUGGGUUGUGAAAAUGAUCAAAUCUAUUUCCAUCUUGUUCCCGGUUAUGGUCUUGGGUACCUGCAUUGUAAGGAAACUGUUUGAGUACAUCUUUUCACAAAGAGAAUUGAAAUGGUUGGAUGACUUGAUGCCUGAGGACAAAAAAAUGGCCAAGGAGGACCAAGAAAAGGCCGAGGAAGAUGAGAAAGAGAAUCUGUUAGAAGAUAAUAAAAAGUUCAACUACGGUGAUAGGGUGAAUAUUUCUGAGGAAGUGAACAAGACUGGCAUGUGGCUUCAGGUACGCCGCAGUUCGACCAAGGGGGACGACUCCAUCUACCACAUUAAAAAUGACAGAAAUAGAAAGAAUAUGAAGAAUGAAGAAAACGUCGAGAAGAAAGGCCAAAAGGCGGCAUUUUAUUUCGGAGAGAAUGCGUAAUCAUUCUGCGGACAUCUUGUUUGUAUGUGUGAAUUUCAUUACGUGUAUUAAUUGUUUCUACAGCGACAUCAAUACUCGCAUAGUAUUAUAGAACAUCAACUAUUGUGUGUACAGACGAUUAAUGGUCAUAGUUAAACAGAAAAAGUCCACAUUGAAUUUGUUUGUUACGAGAAUUGAUGAUACAUUUUUGUCAUUAGAUUUCAUUUCUUCGUUUUAGAUUUUAAAGGAAUGAAGGUGCUUUGAACUUCAAUGGAUGUAUAUCAUAGGGGAAACUAUUGCUUACUGUAUCAUUCAUGAUAGGUAUAUGUUUACACGUCGGUAAUUUUCUUCUCAAAAUAAUUGUGUGCAUUAUGAAAUUACAAAAUGUUACUUUUUUAGAUUGCAAAUGAAUUUAUAUACGGAAUAAAAGAUUCGAAAGAAAAA